AUGCGCAAUCAGGUGAAUGCUGCCAAGUCAUCAGCUAAUAAACCGACAUCAUCCCGUGCUGGCACUACUAAUAAAAAUACACCGAGUGUGCCAAAGGAAAGUGCUGAGAUGACAGCGUGGUUGCGAAGAAAGGAUUACAAUCCGAUGAAAUCCGCGGCUGAUGCUCGUAAAUUACAACAACUUAAGAUGAGGUUCAUUCUUUACCGAAAUGAGUUAAAGCGUUCGCUUGUGAUUUAA
Anisakis simplex (herring worm) is the source of this 237-nucleotide messenger RNA. NCBI's taxonomy places the organism in Eukaryota, Metazoa, Nematoda, Chromadorea, Rhabditida, Anisakidae. The record is from the annotation of a GenBank genome assembly.